This is a messenger RNA of Papilio machaon (common yellow swallowtail), 1725 nucleotides long. It is a transcript of the gene NGR-A24, whose product is annotated as tachykinin-like peptides receptor 99D. The record is from RefSeq and is a predicted model, not a curated record. Gene Ontology annotation, biological process: G protein-coupled receptor signaling pathway. The transcript has 10 exons. Bases 62 to 1324 code for a protein of 420 amino acids. Lineage: Eukaryota; Metazoa; Arthropoda; Insecta; Lepidoptera; Papilionidae. Gene Ontology annotation, molecular function: tachykinin receptor activity. Gene Ontology annotation, cellular component: plasma membrane.
GACGGCCUGGAUGUAUUAUUAUUAAAAAAAAUAUUAGUUCUUUUGUUGUCCUCAGCUCUGAAUGAUGUUUGACGACCCGACCCCAACAGCCGUCUCGAAUGAAUCAACGCCAUACGUUAGUGAUGGCCACAACUUUUAUGUAACUUUCUACGAUGUCGCCAAAGACAACUACAUUAACCAAACAGGGAAUUCCACUGAGGUAUACCAAUCAUUCAUACUGCCAUGGUGGCGGCAAGUACUGUGGACGGUGCUGUUCGGCGGCAUGGUGGUGGUCGCUACAGUCGGCAACCUCGUCGUUAUCUGGAUUGUGCUCGCCAACAAGCGAAUGAGAAGCGUCACCAACUACUUCUUGGUGAAUCUGUCAGUCGCCGACGCCAUGGUGUCAACACUGAAUGUGACGUUCAACUUCACGUACAUGCUGUACUCGGACUGGCCGUUUGGACACUUCUAUUGCAAAUUCAACCAGUUUAUUGCCGUCGUUAGCAUAUCCGCUUCCGUCUUCACGUUAAUGGCUAUAAGUAUAGACAGGUACGUUGCAAUUAUGAGUCCUCUGCGCCCUCGGCUGGGGAAACGGGCGACCCUGGGUAUAGCCGCUGCGAUCUGGGCAGGCAGCUCUAUACUCAGUAGUCCCAAUAUCGUAUUCUUUACCACGGAAAUGGAUACACUACCAGAUGGUAGCACGAGACGCGUGUGUUUCGCUGAAUGGCCAGACGGAAUGACAACAAGAUCACUGCAGGAAUAUGUAUAUAACGUUGCCUUCAUGAUAUUGACAUAUUUUCUUCCAAUUAUUUCGAUGACGUACACAUAUGCGCGUGUCGGCGUCGAGCUGUGGGGGUCUCAGUCUAUCGGAGAAUGUACUCAGCGGCAACUCGACAACGUCAAGAGCAAGCGGAGGGUGGUGAAAAUGAUGAUAGUCGUCGUUGUAAUUUUCGCUGUCUGCUGGCUGCCGUUCCACGUGUACUUCGUGGUGACGUCGUAUUAUCCGGAAGUGGUCAACUACCCUCAUAUUCAAGAGAUAUAUCUGGGCAUCUAUUGGCUGGCUAUGAGCAACUCCAUGUACAAUCCCAUCAUUUACUGCUGGAUGAACUCUAAAUUCCGAAGAGGAUUUAAGCAAUUCUUCUGGUGUUGCGGUGCUUUCGGCAAUGGUGGUCUGAACAGACACAGAGCUUUUGGUCCGGAUCACUUGGACCGGUCGCUUCGUUCGCUUUCGCCAAGUCGAAAAAAUGGAACAAGUUUAUUCAAGGCUUCAAGCAAAACAACAAAAUUUAUCAAAAACCCGCCCGGCACUCCUCAUUUGCUGCAUGCAAAUAAAAUCCACAAGUAGGGGACUUCCGGACGCCAACAUUUCAGUUGGUACUAUCAGAAUCUCGAUGCACAGCACGUAUAAUAACACGUUGCUGAGCAGUGCCUGACAUCGACGCGGCGCGUCUGGUUCGCACGGCGACUGCGGGCAUAAUGACGCGCUGCAUCCCAAUCCCAACGUAGAGCGGACAUGGAUAUGACGUAAGCCGAGCGCCCCGCGCCCCGCCCUCACUCCGCACGAUCUCUAUGGUUAAAAUGAACCAAUCAGAAUGCGUAGCGUUAGUUUUAAAUAACUGUCACUGUCAUCCAAAUUCCGUUGAGCACAGUCUUGUUAAGAUUUUAAUUUAUAUAUUUGAAAGGACCAAGCUUGGUAUUUUUAAAUAUCAUUUUAGUUAUGAACAAGAGACAAAUGAAACAAGUUCU